AUGGAGGGAGCACCAGUCUGCAAAGCGUGUGAAGCUCCUGCUGGGCAUGAAAUGGUUGCUAGCGUCCCACUUCGAGGUGACAUCGAAGACCUUGCCCUGGUUGGGUUUGGCCCUCAGGUCGCUGGUGUAUUUGUUUUGGACAGCGUCCUUCAGGAACCUCUCCAGGAAGGUCCUCAUGCGGGGCGUCACGGUGAUGCGGUCGGCGUGCGGGGCUGGUUGCAGGAAGACUCCCAGCUCCCGGCGCUCCUCGGUCCAGGUCCAGGCACAGCCAAUGUGUUUCCUGAGGCAGUGCAUGGCAUUGCAGUCUUGGCUCCACAGCGAGUGUGCAGCCACCUCCUUUAUGAAACCCGCCCAAGGGGAAAAGACCUACCAGCUCCACCGAACUGUGCGCAGCAGAGCCGCGCGCGACACCCCUGUCUCACAGUUUUGGAGGAGAGGCCCUGUGGACAUAGAUCAGACCCAUCUGGCCUUCUACUUUUGCGCACUGUACCCACAAACAGCAGAAGCAAGUCUGUGGAUGGAUUUCUAAAAACCGAUGAAAGACAAAGAUUAGCAAAGGAAAGAAGGGAAGAAAGAGAAAAAUACCUUGCUGCCAGGGAGCAGCAGAUCCUGGAGAAAGAGAGAAGAGCAAAACUUCAGUAUGAAAAGCAAAUAGAAGAAAGAUGGAGAAAACUUGAAGAACAAAGGCAAAGAGAAGAGCAGAAAAGGGCAGCAGUUGAAGAAAAACGGAGACAGAAGCUUAAAGAGGAAGAGGAACGUUUAGAAGCUAUGAUGCGUCGUUCUCUUGAACGUAGUCAGCAGCUGGAACAGAAACAGAAGCGAUGGUCGUGGGGAGGAGCACUGGCUGCAGGCUCAGGGAGAGAUGGUGAAUCAGAAAAUACCCCACCCCCUCUAGGUUUAGUUGCCAACACCCUUCCUCCAGACCCUGUGACCUCUACUGCUGCUGCUGAUUCCUACAAUGCAUGUGACAAACUUUCAGCUUCUACAAUGAAUCUGCCAAAGCAAAUGGAGUCACCAAUCAGUAAGCGACUCUCCUCCUCCACAGCGGCAAUAACACAUUCCCCUGACAGAGCUCACCGCAUGCACCUUAGUCCAAUGGAAAAUUUUAUUGUUUCUCGACUCUUGACUCCUACACACUCUUCUUUAGCCAGAAGCAGAAGCACACUAAUGCUCUCUGAGCAGUACAGUGACUCAGUAUUCCAUAUCUGUCCUCGUGUAGCACCAGCUAGUCCUAUAAAAUCUCCCUACAAGCCUUCCCCCACCCGAAGCACAGAAAAAAAGAAGGCGACAUCAGCUUCUGCUUCUGAUGCCUCAAGAGGGGCAGCGGCAGCUGAAGUUACGCAGGCUGAAAAGAUAAAGAAGGAGAAGCGACCCACAACGCCUGUUUCAUCAUCUGGCUUGGGUUCCCCUCUGAGAAGAUCAGAUUCUCCUGCAGGCAUGUCCAAAAGAUCUGCAUCACCUGCAACACCCAAGGCAGUUGCAAAAAAUUAUCCACAAUCUCCUAAAACUGCUAAACAAUAUCCAGCUUCUCCUGUGAAGCACCGUGCCACCUCUAAUCUUAGCCAGGAGACUCCUAAAAAGAAAGCAGAAAAGGAGAAAGAGAACACUGCUUACCACAAAGCCCAGGGAUCUCGUGCUGAAGAAGUGGGCCACACAGCUGCUGAGAAACAUGUGCCUUCUACAGGAAAGACUGAAAGCAGUGAAGGAAAGCUCAUGGCAGGGACUACAGAUGCAGAAGAAGCUUCAAAAAUUUUGGCUGAGAAAAGGCGUCAGGCUCGCCUGCAGAAAGAACAAGAAGAAAAAGAGAAACAAGAAAGAGAAGAGCGUGAAAGGCUCGAGAGAGAGGAGCAGCAAAGAAAGGCAGAAGAGGAAAGAAUUCGUCUAGAGGAAGAAGCUCGUAAGAAGGAAGAGGAAAGAAAACGUGAAGAGGAAGAGACCAGGAGAAAGGCAGAAGAGGAAGCUAGGAAGAAAGCUGAGGAGGAAUCCAUGCUGAAGGAAAAGCAGGAAAAAGAGAUGCAAGCUAAGCUUGAGAAACAGAGAGAAGAAGCAGAAGCCAAAGCUCGAGAGGCAGCUGAACACCUACGUUUGGAAAGGGAACAAAUCAUGCAGCAGAUUGAGCAAGAAAGACUGGAGAGAAAGAAGAGAAUUGAUGAAAUAAUGAAAAGAACAAGAAAGAGUGACACACCAGAAGCAAAGAAAGAAGAGCCAAAACUGGAGACACCAUCAAUGCUGAAUGUGGAAAAGCAACUGAAAACCCUUGUUCUCAGUCAAACAGAUUCUUUUGUAGAGAUCAAUGGACUGAAAACCUGCCAGGAAAGUAAAAGCUUAGAAGGUGCUGCUACCGAAACACUUCCUCAAGAUGUAUUUGCUAAUGGACUUAAGUCAGUCCCAGGGCUUAUUCACCUGGAUGCCAUUGAUGGGAAAUCUAACAGCAUGGAUGAUUCAACAGAUGAGGUUCAGUCUAUGGAUGUGAGUCCAGUUUCAAAAGAAGAACUUAUAUCUAUCCCAGAAUAUUCCCCCAUGAAUGAACUGAUGCCCAGUGUUUCUAUGGACCAGAAUGGAACAAGUAAUGCCAAGGCUCUUGAAGAUCUCUUGGAUUUCACUGGCCAGGCCACUUACUCCAAGAUGUCCAGUGAAACUAUUAGCAUAGAUGAUUGUAACAAGAACUUGAUUGAUGGAUUUAACAGUCCAGGACAGGAAAGCACCCUUAACUCCAUCUGUUGACAGCCUUGCUACCCUGUGGAACAGAGAAAGACAGAGGUAGUAAUUUGUGGAGAACAUACAUCCCUGUGAUGCUGCUGGCAGUUAAAUAUGAGCUUGUCAUAUGAAAAAGCUUCUGCAGUCCUUGAACACUGGAUUCCAAAUAAUCAGAGCUGAAUAUAACUGUCUUCCCACGUGGUAUGUUGGAUAACUGGCCACUCUUGGUAGAAACCAGGAAUCCAUAAAAUGGUUUCAGGGAAGAUUCAUUGUGCUUUAGAAUUUGAGCUUUAGCUGCUAAUAAAGCACUUUUUUUUUUAAGUUAAAAUU
Messenger RNA from Gavialis gangeticus (Gharial), 3027 nucleotides. It is a transcript of the gene MAP7D2, whose product is annotated as MAP7 domain containing 2. Bases 1 to 2724 code for a protein of 907 amino acids. NCBI's taxonomy places the organism in Eukaryota, Metazoa, Chordata, Crocodylia, Gavialidae. The record is from RefSeq and is a predicted model, not a curated record. The transcript has 19 exons. Gene Ontology annotation, biological process: microtubule cytoskeleton organization. Gene Ontology annotation, cellular component: microtubule cytoskeleton.